UUAGCCCGACUCUCCUCUGGUGGGCUUCAUGGAUGCUAAAACGCACAUGUAAAGAGUUGGUAGUGCGGUCAUGUUUCACUGCUAAAGAAACAAUGGAGAAUCUUCAAAACCUUCCUAUCGACGUACAAACCGGAAAACUUGUUGACUGGCUGGUGGAUCGACGACACUGCAAUUUGAAAUGGCAGAGUGCUGUAAUGUUAAUCCGAGAGAAGAUCAAUGCUGCUAUUCAGGACAUGCCAGAGAAUGAGGAGAUCAAGCAGCUUCUCUCCGGCUCCUACAUCCACUACUUCCAGUGCUUGAGGAUAGUGGAGAUACUAAAGGGAACUGAAGCGUCGUCGAAAAAUAUCUUUGGCAGAUAUUCUUCUCAGAGAAUGAAGGAUUGGCAGGAAAUUGUGUCCCUCUAUGAGGCAGAUAAUGCUUACUUGGCGGAGGUGGCCAGCCUGCUUAGUCGCAAUGUGAGCUAUGAAGGCCCAGCUCUACGGAGGCAGGUGGCCAAAGCCCAGCAGCUGCAGCAGGAGCUGAGCCGGAAGGAGGCGGAAUGCCAGAGGUCUGCCGCAGAUCUGCGGGAACGCUACUACUCUGCUUGCAAACAGUACGGCAUCACAGGAGAGAAUGUGGCACGGGAACUUCAGGCCCUGGUCAAGGAUUUACCAACAGUUCUGGAAGAAGUUGGAAAGGAUGCUGCCAAGCUAGAUGAGCUUAUCCAACUUUAUACAGCUUUCACAAACUUUGUUUGUGAGUGGUCAGAGCCGGUCCUUCCCAUGCUGACAUUCAUCCAGAAAAGAGGUAACACGACAUUCUACGAGUGGAGGAAAGGCAAGGCGCCGACAAUUGUCGAGAGGCCUGUAAUGGAGGAGGCACCUCCUGAUACAGUUACAGAAGACACGAUUGACUGGGGAGACUUAGGCAAUGGAACAGAAACCCAGGAAGUAAAUUUGGGGAUUACCGUUGAGGGUGGUGUGGACUGGGACAUCAGCCUUGAGCCUGGCUCCGAGAAAGUGGAUGCAGAUGGUAUUGAUUGGGGUGACGCAGCUCCAUUGGAAAUUGAAGUUCUAGAUGUGGGCACAGGCUGUCCUGAGGGUAUUGCUAGGGGUGAUGAUGCCCUGACGAUACUGGAGAACUCCAAGUCACGCAGUCAGUUCAUCGAUGAGCUAAUGGAGCUGGAGGUAUUCUUGACACAGCGGCUGAGUGAGAUGCAAGAAGAGGGAGAUGUCGUGGCAAUGAGUCAGUUUCAGCUGGCCCCCUCUGUCAUCCAAAGCCAAACCCGUGAACAUAUCCAGGUGAUGCUCGCAGAAGUGUGCAACCUUCUGGUGCGGCUUACCUCUCUGCGGAUGCAGCAUCUCUUUAUGAUCCAGGCCUCACCGCGGUACGUUGAGCGUGUGUCAGAGGUGCUGAGACAGAAAUUAAAGCAAGCAGACAUUCUGGUGCUGAAACGGGCCAACAUGGCUGAAAAGAUGCAGGAAGCUCUCGAGGAGCAGGCCAAACUGGAGCCUCGUAUUGACCUGCUGGUGGGACGCACCCGGGAACUCCAGAAACUGAUUGAAGCGGACAUUUCAAAGCGAUACAACAACAGACCUGUCAACCUAAUGGGGGUUAACGUGUAGUAUAGUGUCUUAAAAAGACAGACAUUCACCAGUAUUUUGCCACCAUCUGCCCCACUAUCUUGCUCAUAAUAAAUGUUUAAUUUAAUAAAAAGUGCACAUGUGUUCUCCUUUGUUUUCUGAGCCAGCACCAGUAAGACGUAAACAUUUUUUUUUCUAACGCGCUGAUUUUUUUCUUUUCAAUUGUCGAGCAUUGCUGAUGUAACUAUUAGGACAUGGUGCUCUUUGAAAUAUUCAGUAAUCACUUCCAAAAACAGGAUAGGGCAGUAACUGAUUUUGGUAACGUUUUCAAAGUGACCAGCAUAGUCUUGCUUUUCCGCUGUCUACCCCGUGCUAGGGUGGGUGUGCUGGGGGAACUCCUAAAGAAAAAAAAGAAAAAAGUGUUAUGUGUUGAGGGGGGGGGGUGUCAGCUGAUUUUUGGAGCG
Lampris incognitus (smalleye Pacific opah) is the source of this 2026-nucleotide messenger RNA. RefSeq names its product CDK5 regulatory subunit associated protein 3 (gene cdk5rap3). Bases 33 to 1604 code for a protein of 523 amino acids. The record is from RefSeq and is a predicted model, not a curated record. Gene Ontology annotation, cellular component: endomembrane system. Lineage: Eukaryota; Metazoa; Chordata; Actinopteri; Lampriformes; Lampridae. Gene Ontology annotation, biological process: regulation of cyclin-dependent protein serine/threonine kinase activity; regulation of mitotic cell cycle. The transcript is spliced from 14 exons.